Messenger RNA from Penaeus indicus, 453 nucleotides. RefSeq names its product protein lethal(2)essential for life-like. NCBI's taxonomy places the organism in Eukaryota, Metazoa, Arthropoda, Malacostraca, Decapoda, Penaeidae. Bases 1 to 453 code for a protein of 150 amino acids. The transcript has 4 exons. The record is from RefSeq and is a predicted model, not a curated record.
AUGUGUUGCUCUCUUUCUCAAGGACACGUGUAUCCGUCCCUUAGCAGGAACUGGCUGUUGACUCUGCACUUUGAGACAGCCAUCAACCAAAUCCUGGAUACGUGGGGAGAAGCCAAAUCCGUGAGUGAUCUCAUGAGUAGCUUCACACGUGUAAGAGAGCGUAAUUUGCAGCAGGAGAACCAAGUCAUGGCCUUCAGCGAAGACGAUCAGAAUCACAAGGUUGUACUGGAUGUUCAUGACUUCAAGAGUGGAGACAUGAAGGUCAGAGUAGAAGACAAUCAGGUGGUGGUGGAAGGUCGAGUGGAAAAGGAAGAGGGCGACUUCAAGUCCAUGAAAAGCUUCUGGCGACGUUUCAACUUCCCAGGCAAAGUGGCUAUGGAGGCCGUGACUUCCGCAGUGUCUUCCGAUGGCAUCUUGACUAUCACGGCUCCUAAGGUCACAGAGAAAUCUUAA